This is a messenger RNA of Juglans microcarpa x Juglans regia, 1405 nucleotides long. RefSeq lists its product as uncharacterized. The transcript has a single exon. The record is from RefSeq and is a predicted model, not a curated record. The coding region runs from base 275 to 1303 and encodes 342 amino acids. Lineage: Eukaryota; Viridiplantae; Streptophyta; Magnoliopsida; Fagales; Juglandaceae.
UGUGGCAUUGCUUCUUCCAAACACUCAUCCCCCAAAACUCUCUCUCUCGUCUUUUAUUACUCAUUCUCCUUUCUUUAUUGCCUGAGCAGGUGGGUCACUGAAACUCUAAACUCACCUCGUUAAACAGAGAAACUUCCUCCCCACUCACCUUCACUUUCUCUCUCAUCAUCCCUCCAUUGCCUGAGCAGGUGGGUUACUGAAACUCUGAACUCACCUCGUUAAACAGAGAAACUUGCUCUCCACUCACCUUCACUUUCUCUCUCAUUCUCCCUCCAUGGAUAGCCCAAGUGUGACUACACAGGUCCGAACCCUCUGUCCCAGUAGCAGUGGAAGAAGGAGCAGCUUUUCCGCGUCGCCCGAGUUCGAGUUCUGGAUGGUCCGAAACCCGUCUUUCCCACAGCCCAAUCUCCUCUCCGCCGACGAACUCUUUGUAGACGGUGUCCUCCUCCCUCUCCAUCUUCUCCCCCACCACCACCCGGACCCAACUCAAGAGCCCGACCCAGAUCCUCCCAACUCAACCCCAGCUGUUACAAACCCAGAGCCAGCACGACCAGAGAGCUCACCCUCGGCAAUCACCGAGUCAACCGCCGUAUUAACCGGGUCGAAGCGGUGGAGAGAGAUUUUCAAGAAGAGUAGCACGAAAAACCCAGAAGGUAAAGAGAAAGAAAAGGAAAAAGACAGAGAAAAAAAGAAGACGGAGAAAGAGAGAAAGAGUGGCGGCGGCGGCGGAGCGAGCUCGGCCGAGUUGAACAUCAAUAUCUGGCCAUUUUCGCGGAGCAGAUCCGCCGGGAAUGCUGGGACUCGACCAAAGUCCGUAACCGGGGCUCCGGGUACCCGGAAGGUGAACAGCGCGCCGUGCUCACGCAGUAACUCGGCGGGUGAGUCCAAGUCGAAGAAGUGGCCGAGCAGUCCGGGCCGUGGGGGGGUCCAUCUGGGUCGGAGCAGCCCUGUUUGGCAGGUUCGCCGGGGUGGCGGAUCGGGUGUAAAGAGCUCCGAUCCCGCGGCUCGUGUUGCCGAGAGAGCAGCCAAAAAAGAUGUACCCGAGAAUCGCAGGAGCAGAACCGCCGCCAACGGAGGAAGUAGCUUGCCGAAAGCGAGGGUUUUGAACUUGAACGUCCCGAUAUGCAUUGGAUAUGGACACCAUUUGAGCUGUGGAAGCGAUGAGAAUAGCACUAUCAGUGGCGGCAAUAAUAGUCGUCGUAUUAUAAGCAGCGGUGGCACCGACGGUGGUAAGAGUGGCAACAUUGGAAAUGGUGGUAAUCUUUAUAACCUGCGAAGCCUCUUCACUAAGAAGGUGUAUUAAAUUGAAAGUAAUUAAUUAACACUCUCACAGAUUAUUUCUCUGAUAGUUGAGAGAUUAAUUUUUUUUAUGUUUUCUUUUGUAAACAAAUAAUUAGUUUGUUAA